This is a messenger RNA of Dothidotthia symphoricarpi CBS 119687, 1749 nucleotides long. RefSeq names its product MFS general substrate transporter. Gene Ontology annotation, molecular function: transmembrane transporter activity. Bases 1 to 1749 code for a protein of 582 amino acids. The record is from RefSeq and is a predicted model, not a curated record. Gene Ontology annotation, biological process: transmembrane transport. The transcript is spliced from 4 exons. NCBI's taxonomy places the organism in Eukaryota, Fungi, Ascomycota, Dothideomycetes, Pleosporales, Dothidotthiaceae.
AUGUCUAGAUUAACAACCACCCCUCCCUUGCCAGAGAACGGCAAUCUCAACGCAACCGGAGAGAAAACAUAUCAGGUCGAGCCCGAGAAGGGAAAGCAAGCUGUCGAGUCGAACGAAGCGUCCACUGUGGCAUCCUCGACUGCCAAUGGCGUAGAACAACCGGAAACCCCUGAAGACGAUGGUUCUGCUACUGAAGAGAAAGCUGUGGAGGAGCCGGCCAAACCUGUUGAAUAUCCGAAGGGUCUCGAACUGUUCUUCAUUAUGCUCGCGCUCGUGCUGAGCAUCACCCUCUGUGCUCUGGAUCAGACCAUUGUUGCCACCGCUAUUCCAAAGAUUACCGACCAAUUCGGCAGAAUCCAGGAUAUUUCGUGGUACGGCUCGGCUUAUUUCUUGACGCUCGGAGCGUUCCAGUCACAAUGGGGCAAAGUAUUCAAAUUCUUCCCCCUCAAAACCAGUUUUCUGGUGUCGAUUCUCAUCUUCGAAAUGGGGAGUUUGAUCAGCGCUGUCGCCCAAAACUCAACGACUGUGAUUGUUGGACGUGCUAUUGCCGGUCUUGGUGCCUCGGGUGUCGCGCCUGGAGUAUACACAAUUUCUGCCUUUUCUGCCGAGCCUGCGAAAAGAGGCACCUACACAGGGAUCAUUGGCAUGACAUAUGGCAUCGCCGCUGUUGCUGGACCACUCAUUGGUGGAGGGCUUACAGACGGAGCGUCCUGGAGAUGGUGCUUCUAUAUCAAUCUCCCAGUCGGCGGUCUGGCCGCUCUGGUCAUUCUAAUCACCUUCAAGACUCCUGCAACUGUCAGGCGGGUCGAUGCUACACUCAAGGAGAAGAUUCUACAAAUGGACUUUCCAGGGACUGCGCUUGUGAUGGGUGCGUCACUCAGCUUGCUUCUAGCUCUUCAGUACGGUGGGGUAACCCAUCCGUGGAAGUCCAGUCUUGUCAUCGGCUUACUCGUCGGCUUCGGUCUCAUGGUUAUCGCACUCAUAAUCGUAGAAAUAUGGCAAGGCGAACGUGCCAUGCUGACACCACGCCUUAUGCGCCAAAGAACCGUCUGGGUCAACUCUUUAUGGGGCUUCUUCUUUGCUGGCGCGUAUUUUAUCACGCUCUACUACCUGCCUAUCUAUUUCCAAAGCGUCGACAACCGCAGUGCGAUUGGCUCGGGUGUGCGCAAUAUCCCUCUCAUCGCCUUGUUCAGCAUUUCCACAUUUGCCUCUGGCAAAGCCGUUACGAAGACGGGUAUCGCAGCUCCGUAUCUCGUGGCCAGCUCUGUGGUUGUAACUAUUUCCGCUGGUCUACUGUAUACUCUCGAUGUUGGAACCUCGACAGGAAAAUGGGUCGGAUAUCAGAUCUUGGCGGGCUUUGGAUACGGUAUGGGCCUCCAGAUCCCGAUUAUCAUUGCGCAGGCUUUCGCCGCGCCAACCGAUAUAGCUCCCGUGACCGCGAUAAUCAUAUUCGCUCGAUCUAUUGGCGCCACAUUCAUGAUCGCAGCCGCGCAGUCCGGCUUCGAUAACCAGCUCUUGCACAAGCUUAAGAGCACCGCACCGAACGUCGAUCACGCCCUAAUCACAUCUACCGGUGCCACAGCCCUGCGCCAGGAAUUUCACGGAGCUGAGCUGGACGGUGUUAUUCGUGCGUAUGCAUGGGGUAUCAAGGUUGCCUUCGCAAUUACCAUCGCGUCCUGCGGCAUCACUGCCAUUGUCAGCUUGGCCACCAAGUGGGACAAUGUCAACAAGAAGAAAGUCAGUGCUUGA